Peronospora farinosa is the source of this 1692-nucleotide messenger RNA. Lineage: Eukaryota; Oomycota; Peronosporomycetes; Peronosporales; Peronosporaceae. The record is from the annotation of a GenBank genome assembly.
AUGACCGAAACAGCUGCAGAAUGGAAAGCCAAGGGUAACACGGCGCUAAGUAGCGGCAAUGCUCAAGAAGCUGUUGACUGUUAUACGAAGGCCAUUGCACUGGAUCCGAACGAUCACGUGUUUUAUUCGAACCGUUCGGCUGCUUUCUUGUCGUUAGAUGAUGCAUUACACGCACUUGAGGAUGCGGAGUUGUGUAUCAAGACGAAGCCGGACUGGCCGAAAGCCUACAGCCGCAAGGGCGCAGCGCUGCACUCACUCAAGCGCUAUGACGAGGCAACGGCCGCCUACAACGACGGCCUUAAGCUGGAUGCGUCCAACGCGGCGUGUCUAAGUGGCAUUAAAGAGGUGGAGAAGGCGCAGAUGGCGUCUGCUCAAACCUUUAACCCACUGGCAAACGCCUUUGGUCCCGAUAUGUUUGGCAAGAUUGCUACGAACCCGCGCCUUUCUCCGUUUCUGGGGGACCCGACGUUCGUCCGAGUACUGCAGGAGAUUCAAAGUGACCCGUCCAAGAUUAAUGAGCACAUUAAAGACUCCCGGGUCAUGACAGUGCUCGGAGAGCUCAUGGGGUUGAACAUCAAUAUGGGCGGCGAUAAUGAUGAGGAGAUGCCGGCAGCGACGUCAUCAUCUACACCCACAUCAGAGCCUACUCCUGUGCCGGAGCCUUGUUCUAUGGAGGAGGAUCUGACGGAGGAGGAGAAGGCCGAAAGGGCAGGAAAAAAGGCUGCAGAAGAAGCCAAACAACGAGGUAACGCGUUUUACAAGCAAAAGAAGUUCUCAGAGGCAAUCGAGUGCUACAACGAAGCGAUUGAGAACGACGCUACCAACAUGUCGUACUACAGUAACUUGGCCGCUGUGAAGCUGGAGAUGGGUCAGUACGACGCGUGCAUCGAGGAUUGCAAGAAGGCAAUUGAAGUGGGCCGUGCGAAUCGCGCCGACUAUGAGCUAAUUGCCAAAGCAUAUGUCCGUAUUGGCAACGCUUAUUUAAAGAAGGGCGAUUUGGAGGAAAACUUGACUGCGGCUAUCGACUCAUACGAAGGAGCCCAAAUGGAGAACCGCACUAAGGAGGUGGAGCGCAAGAUUAAGGCGCUGCAGGUGAAGCUGCGCAAGGUUAAGGAGCUGGCGUAUAUUGAUCCGGAGAAGGCGCUGGAGGCUAAAAAUGCGGGCAACGACUUUUUCAAGAAUGGCGAGUUCCCUAAGGCCGUGGAGCGCUACACGGAAGCCAUCAAGCGGGACCCGUCUUGUGCUGUGUAUUACGCCAACCGCGCGGCAGCAUACACGAAACUGACGUCAUUUAACGAGGCAAAGAAGGACUGUGAGAAAGCCAUUGAGCUCGACCCCAAGUAUGUAAAAGCGUACUCGCGUAUGGGCGCGAUUCAGUGUUUUAUGAAAGAAUUUCACAAGGCUCGCGAGAGUUACGAGAAAGGUCUGGCGCUUGACCCGAACCACCAGGAGUGUAUCGACGGUCUGCGGAAUGUCAUGUACAAGAUCCAGACCGGCGAUACGGACGAAGAGCGCGCGCGCCACGGUAUGGCAGACCCCGAGAUCCAGGCAAUCUUGCGCGAUCCGGUGAUGCAGAACGUGCUAAAUGAUUUCCAAACGGAUCCGGCUAGCGCCCAGCGUCACUUGCAGAACCAGGGCAUCAUGGCCAAGAUCGAGAAGUUGAUUGCCGCUGGUGUGCUGCAGACCAAGUAG